AUGGCUCCAAGAAGAUUGCAGAGAAUGUUGUUAAGACUGCAAGGAUAUGAUAUUGAUUUGGUGUAUCGAAGUGGAAAGAAUAUGGAGCUUUCUGACACGUUGAGUCGAGCGUAUCUUCAUGAAGGUGGAACCCCGGUCGAAAUUGAAGUAGAGCCGAUCAAUGUGAUGCACAGUUUACCCGUUGACUCAGCAAGAUUGGAUGAUAUCAGAGCGAGUAUGGAAACUGAUGAACGCAUGCAAGAGCUGAAGAAAGUCAUUUUGAAAGGUUGGCCAGAUAAGAGAAAUGACGUUCCAGGGCAAGCGAGACAAUAUUUUGGUGUACGUGACGAAUUGACAGUUCAAGAGGGUUUGAUUUUUCGAGGUGAAAGAGUGUUAGUUCCGAAUGAUCUGAGAAAGCAGAUGAUUCAAUGUAUUCAUUCGACUCAUAUAGGGGCAGACGGAUGUCUACGUCGUGCAAGAGAAUCUAUCUAUUGGCCAGAAAUGACCAGAGAUAUUAAAGAUCACACUGCACAGUGCGAUGUAUGUAGAUCGUUUCACAAUAAGCAAUCCAAAGAAACACUGAGAUCUCUCGAAGUGUCCAAUAGACCAUGGGCAAAAGUCAGAGUUGAUAUUUUUACGUUUAAUGAACGAAAUUAUCUGUUAAUUGUUGACUAUUUUUCAGGUUUUUGGGCAAUAGAUCUUCUAGAGAAUGUCAAGGCGAAAACG
This is a messenger RNA of Paramuricea clavata, 705 nucleotides long. Lineage: Eukaryota; Metazoa; Cnidaria; Anthozoa; Malacalcyonacea; Plexauridae. The record is from the annotation of a GenBank genome assembly.